ACAAAAAAUGACUUAAUCCUGGAGAAAAAUAGAAGACCUCCAAAUGAAGAGAAACUGUCCGAUUUUACCACGUCUAAAAGUUAAAUAAAACUAAAGAAUAACAUUUUAAAACUCUUUCUUGAACAAUAAAGAACUGAAAUCUUUUCAUGGUUUUACAUUUUUGGCAAUCCUACAGUUUUAUGUUUUUAAACGAAAACAAGCAGAGGAGGCCUUCAGAGGAAAGAAGGGAGAAGAACGAGAGGGAAAAAAAGAGAGAGAGAGGGUGAAAUGGGCGUGUGUCCCUGCGUCUCUCUACUCUCUUAUUGGCCGCUACGCCCAUCUCUCAUGCAAAAGCGGUGCUCCCAUUGGCUAUCGGAGGCGGGCCCGGCAGGUGUCAGCGUUCUCUUAGAGGCACUGGGCUGUUGGAAGGCCUCCAUUAGCUUCACCAAAAGCUCCGCACACACACUACAACCGUAACCCAUAUACGCGACACUACUCUGCCCCGGGACGAAGAAGGACCCGCCAACGCCGGAGCCCCACCGGAGUCUCUUCCAUAGCUUUUGUCAGCCGACAUGUCGAGUGCUUUUCAAGCCGAAGGAGAGCGACUGUAGGCGGCUUGCGUCCUUUCCUACUUCCCGUUGCUGCAUUUGGAUACUUUGAAUUCAUUUCAUUUGUUGGGAAGGAGAAAGAAAGACAGGAGAUACACAAGCGAGUCGCCUCGGGCCCUCGCGUCCCGCCAAGCUGCAGCAUCCCCGGGGCCGAGCGGCGAGCCAGUGGGCCGAGCUGGGCGGCGCCACAGUGAGCGCCUGUAGCAUGAUGUCCUACCUCAAGCAGCCUCCCUACGCCGUCAACGGCCUGGGGCUGAGCGGAGCCGCCAUGGACCUGCUGCACCCCUCCGUGGGCUACCCGGCGACGCCCAGGAAGCAGCGUCGUGAACGGACGACAUUCACCCGAUCUCAGCUCGACGUCCUGGAGGCUCUGUUUGCCAAGACCCGCUACCCUGACAUCUUCAUGCGGGAGGAGGUGGCUCUCAAAAUCAACCUGCCAGAGUCCCGCGUCCAGGUGUGGUUCAAGAACCGUCGGGCCAAGUGUCGUCAGCAGCAGCAGAGCGGCGGGGGUGCCAAGGCGCGGCCCCCCAAGAAGAAAUCGUCCCCGGCGCGAGAGAGCACGGGUUCGGAGAGCAGCGGUCAGUUCACGCCGCCCGCAGUCUCCAGCACGGGUUCGUCCUCAUCCUCGUCGGCGGCAUCCAAUCACGCGGCGGCGGCGCUGAGCAGCAGCGCGGCUCCGUCCAUCAGCACCGUGUCGUCCAUCUGGAGCCCCGCCAUCUCCCCGGGUAAUGCCCCCGCUCCGGCCGCUGCCCCCUCGGCCGCCCCGCUCCCCGAACCCGGCCCGCCCUCCAACGCCUCCUGCAUGCAGCGCUCCAUGUCGGGAUCGGCCACCGCCGCCACCUCGUACCCGAUCUCCUACAACCAGACGGCGGGCUACGGCCAGGGCUACCCGGCUCCUUCCGGCUCCUACUUUGGGGGCGUGGACUGCGGCUCCUACCUGGCACCCAUGCACUCCCACCACCACCAGCUCAGCCCCAUGGCCGCCUCAUCCAUGUCGGCCCACCCGCACCACCACAUCGGCCAGUCCUCAGGACACCCCCACCACCACCACCCGCACCAUCACCAUCACCCGCAUCAGGCCUACGGAGGCUCCGGACUGGCCUUCAACUCGUCCGACUGCCUGGAUUACAAAGAGCAGACGGCUGCCUCAUCCUGGAAACUCAACUUCAAUGCUUCAGACUGCUUGGACUAUAAAGACCAGACCUCAUGGAGGUUCCAAGUCUUGUGAUAGCCGAGUUUUAUUAUCCCCC
Molecule: messenger RNA, 1837 nt
Organism: Hippocampus comes (tiger tail seahorse)
Lineage: Eukaryota; Metazoa; Chordata; Actinopteri; Syngnathiformes; Syngnathidae
Gene: otx1
Product: orthodenticle homeobox 1
Exons: 4
Coding region: 793-1815 (340 amino acids)
Biological process (GO): regulation of transcription by RNA polymerase II; multicellular organism development
Cellular component (GO): nucleus
Molecular function (GO): DNA-binding transcription factor activity, RNA polymerase II-specific; RNA polymerase II cis-regulatory region sequence-specific DNA binding
Source: RefSeq, a predicted model, not a curated record